AUGCGGCGGACCCCCUCUCGCUCUUCCCUGUGCUAUGGCUAUGUGGGUAUCAUCAUGAGGCCCCUGAUAUGGUGUCUCCCCAUGGGAUUCCAGCGGGACAGACGUGCCUUGUUGUAUUUACUGCUGUCCUCUGCUGUCUCUCUGCUGUGCCUUAAUGUACAAGCAGCGAAUGCAAACAGCUAUUCUUCUUCUCUGGCGCAGUCGCUGCCCUACUCAUCCCCGCGCUUCACCUCUUUCAGCUCGCCCGUGGGCUCUGCUUUGCAAAGUGCUGAGCCCAAGAGCCCUCUGAGCUCUUCUGCACCUUAUUCAGAGACUACUAAGGGGCUGCUGAGUCUAAAUGCCUGUCUAUCCGAUGCGCAGUGCUGGGGCCGCGGGCGGCGGUGCAUUGAGGGCCGCUGCUGGGGCUUUGCAGGCCCCCGGCGAGUUGCGUUCGAAUGUGGGGUUGAGACCCUCUGCAGCUUGGGCCCCAUAGACGGGCACUUCUACGGGGAAGGCAGCACAGGCAGCAGGGGCCUCUUCAUGCUGCAGGCUAUUAGCGGGGACCCUUGGGACUGCGGCCUACCAAGGGCGCUCGCCCCACCACAGCAAACAGCCUGUGGAGACGGAGACGCCCAGGCUUGUGAGUUGUUGGCAGCUGGUCACCACGACCAGACCAGAGGUCACGAUGCUCGGAAGGAAGGAGAAACCCUCUCUUUGGGGAAGGCCGUGAGGUGUACAUACACCUCAGGAAUCGCCCCCCAGUCCAGCUGUACUGCCAGGCUGGGGCUUGUGCCCCCCGAACUUCCCGUUGGUCUCUACACUCUGUGCGGCUGCAGCAGCACCGAUUUGGAGGCCAAAAACAAACCCUGCAGCUCCCCCAUCGACUUUUCAGUGCCGAUUGGGACUCUCAAGAUUACUGGAUUUGAGACUCCGGCUGUUGUGCCUGCUGCUCCUCCAGCUGCUGCACGUGCUGUUACUGACUUCAAUGGUAUUGGCGCUGCUGCAGCGCCAGCAGCAGCUGCUGCUGAUGAACCCGCGGGCACAACGGCAGCAGCAGCAACAGAAGAAGCAGCAGAAGCAACAGACCCCGAAGCAAACAGGCUUGCAGGAGUUGUAGAAUCCGACACGAUCGAAGAGACAGAACCUCUCCAGGCCAUUCCCGCUCCUAACGGCCAGCAGCAACAGCUGCUAGUGCCCCGCUUCGUGUGCACCGUCGGCCUCCCGUGCGAGCUGCCCAGCAUCAAGGGGGGUCUGAUAUGCUGCAGCAGGUUGGUUGACGUUGAUUCUCAGGUUUCAACUCCUCUGCGCCUUCCUUGCAAAUCCAUCGCCGGCGGCAGUCGCUGCGUUGUCCGCGUCCGACCUGAGGACAUGAGGCCUUUGCUGCUCCCCAGCGCCGAAACUGCAGCACAAGCAACAACAACAACACGAACAGCAGGGGCAACGGGAGCCAAAGGAUCAACGGAAGCAGCGGCAGCAACAGGUUUCAGGGGAGAUGGGAAGGCCUCUGAGGCGAUUGCGACUCUGUGCGGGUGUCGGAGAGGCUUCACUCCCCUUCAGUGUUUGGGGGCCACCCCGGUCGGUUUGCUUCAGCUUCGCGCUGGCGCUGGGCACGAGCAGCAACAAAAACGUUCAGAGUCCGACCAACCUGGACAGCCUCAGAUGGUUUCGUACGAACAAGAUCUCCAGCCGCACCAGCGGCCGCAGCAGCAGGACGAGCAGCAGGAAGAGCAGCAGACGGAGAAGGUGAGGGAGGCGCAGAAUGAAGGGGAUUCGGCUCCGCAGCAGCAGCAGCAACAUGAACAGGAUUUAUCUAGUGCUGCUGUUCAGCAACGGCGGCUGCAGUUUAUCGAGGACCGCGCGGCGAAUCUGCCACGGGAGGAGGGGGAAGAGGCCCCUGAGGGAGGGGAGUGCCGUCAGCACAGCGACUGUCUGCGGGGCUUCGGCCAAUGCGUGGGCGGCCACUGCCACGGGUUCCUACCGGACCUGAAGGGGCAGCGGCUCAUUCGGUGUGUAGAGGGAUACCACUGUGACGCAGAGAAAGGGGACAUCCCCACUAUGGGAAACAAACAAAACUUCACCGUCAUCGCCAUCGGCCCACAAGAAGAAUGUGGAACUGCUGUCAACCUCAAACCCGACA
Molecule: messenger RNA, 2116 nt
Organism: Eimeria acervulina
Lineage: Eukaryota; Apicomplexa; Conoidasida; Eucoccidiorida; Eimeriidae
Exons: 3
Source: RefSeq, a predicted model, not a curated record